AUGGCGCCGAGGCGCCGCAGCCCCUCCCCGUUCGCUAGGGUUGAGGCCCUCCGCCGCCCGCCCUCCCUCCGCCUGCUCCUCAUCUCCGCCUCGCCGGCCGGCAGCGCAGCGCAGCCCCCGCUACCUCCUCCCCCGCUCUCCCGUCAGCAUGGUCCACGGCUCCCGGAUCUGAAGCAGCCGCACCGUGCUGCCGCCGCGCACAGCAAUAGGUCGCGGCUAGCUAGGCAUCAGCGGCACCGGUCACCGGCGGCAGCGUACAUCACCGCGCGCGUCAACGGACGCAGUGAAGACGAUGAGCCAAAUGGUCCACCUCCAGACUAUGCUCCAGAAUGGUGGGACGAUAUGCGCGACAGUGAUGAUGAAACUCUCAGGCUAACUAAUGAUCCAAACGACGAGGACUAUGACUUUUGAAACUUGUAAUAAUUCUAUGUACUAUGACCUUGUACCAAUGAGACGCGUGCGAUAGUGAUGAUGUACUUUUGGAUGAAAACCAAGUCUAUGUACUAUGAACUUGUACUCCUGAAUGUAAACUUUGUCGAGCUACCUACUUGAUGUACUUCUAGCUGUAAGACAACUCUAUGCACUAUGAACUUGUGCUUCUUGCCAAGUUCUCGCCCUAUGAUUUUGAACUUAUGCAUAUGAUUUUUUUA
Triticum aestivum (bread wheat) is the source of this 650-nucleotide messenger RNA. RefSeq lists its product as uncharacterized. The record is from RefSeq and is a predicted model, not a curated record. The transcript is spliced from 4 exons. Bases 1 to 411 code for a protein of 136 amino acids. Lineage: Eukaryota; Viridiplantae; Streptophyta; Magnoliopsida; Poales; Poaceae.